Molecule: messenger RNA, 1079 nt
Organism: Dermatophagoides farinae (American house dust mite)
Lineage: Eukaryota; Metazoa; Arthropoda; Arachnida; Sarcoptiformes; Pyroglyphidae
Source: RefSeq, a predicted model, not a curated record
AACAACAACAACAACAUAGACGUCGAUCAUCAAUGUCAUCGAAUGAAUCAAUUUUUUCAAUGAUAUCGAUAUCAUCACCACAAUCAUCUGGUCGUAAUCGUGCCAAUACCGUAUCGGUAAUUGGUGAUAAUCAAUUACUAUCAUCAAAACGAUUUAUUAAAUUUGAUCGUUAUAAAACGGAAUUAUGUAUUUAUAAAUCAGAAAUCGGUGAAUGUCCAUAUGGUGAUCAAUGUUGUUUUGCACAUGGAAUCGAUGAGAUACGACCAAGACCAUUGCAUGAUUGUAAAGAACGUACACAACCAUGUGAAUCAUUUUCAAAGGAUGUUUGUUAUCGUGGUUCAAGUCGUUGCUGGUAUCUUCAUCCAAAACCGGAAUUCAAUCUGGAUCGUUUACGUAAUGAUCUUCAACAUUGGCUAUUUGAUCAUCAAAAAUUUCAACCACAUUUAUUCAUUGAAAAUUCUGAUGAUUGGUUCGAUGAUGAAUGGAAUCCAAUAUUUCAUGAUCCAAUUGAAUAUCAAUCAAUAAUUGAUCAACCAUUCACCGAUGAAGAUGUUGUUGAUUUUGGUGAUCAUGAACUUAAUGAAUAUUUUGAUUUUCAUCGUAAUUAUUAUUCAUUAUUCAAGGAAAUUCUCAAAUCAAUUUGUAUGAUUGAAAAGAAAUCGGAAACAAAUAUAACACAACGGCAACAAGUUAUGAUGUUUGAUGAUGAUAGAUCCAUUGAUAAUAAUCCAACAUAUUAUAAUUGGUCAAAAGCCAAUACAACUGUACCGGAUCAUAUAAUACGUCAUAGUUUUUAUUCAAUUCCUUCAUCACAUUCAUCAACAGUGCAUCGAUUCUGUGAUAAAGAACCAGCAUCAUCAACAACAAUAAAAAAUCCGAAUUUCAAUAAUGAAAAUGAUCAAUUAAUCAAUUCGAAUGGAUCAACACCAAUGAUUGGUGAUGAAUUAUUGUUGUCUGAAAUAUCUCGUCUAAAUUUAAACUAAUAUUACUCUAUUAUAUGCAUUAUCAUGGAAUUUUUUUUUAUAAACAAAUCCAAUGAAAUAUUUGCUGGAAAAAGAAAAAAAAAUUUUCUUUUCUUU